This is a messenger RNA of Myxozyma melibiosi, 1485 nucleotides long. RefSeq lists its product as uncharacterized. The transcript is spliced from 2 exons. The record is from RefSeq and is a predicted model, not a curated record. The coding region runs from base 1 to 1485 and encodes 494 amino acids. NCBI's taxonomy places the organism in Eukaryota, Fungi, Ascomycota, Lipomycetes, Lipomycetales, Lipomycetaceae.
AUGGCUCCGCAGCGAAAGAAAGUAAAGACAGAGUACUCUCAGAGCAGACUUGCUGCGUUUGCAGACGGUUUUAGAUUUCCCCGCAGACCAAGGUUACAUGAGCUGAUGAGACCGCGGCCGAAUGACGGCGGAGGCGAUAAUCAGGCUCGGCUUUCGAGCUUUACUUCAGAGAGCGCGGAGACUGCUGCGCGGGGGAGUUCUAUGAGUGAAGUAGGAGAGCAGGAGGUUACCGAAGACUCUGCGGAAAGACGUGAGAUAAAAGAGGAAGUGGACGUGUGGGAAGAUGCUAGGUCGACCAGUAUCGAGCGAUCAACGCUCAAGUCUGAAUUCAACGACGACAGCCAGAGCCAGAGUUUCAAAGCAGCUCAAGAAGAGUAUAACGGAUAUGGCGACAUGGUACCCUCGUCAUCGCCUUUGCUGGACAGGCGACUACGGUCUACGUCGUCCGAGGCCGGCGAGCGCUCGAAUGGAUGGGAGGAAAUGAAGCGCUAUGUGGCCAGCUCCGAUACCGAGGAGUACUACCAGGACUCGCCGAACUCGAGUCCGGUAUCUGACAAGAUUUUGGGGGAUGACGCGAGUUUGUUGAACCGCUGUGGGAGCUCGCCGUUGAAGAGCAGGACAAUGGAAAGCAGAUGCGGUGUCGAUGACGAAGACCGAGAUGAUAUCUCGAGCGUGCCAGAGACAGAAUACGACAGUCUGGAGCUGACGCCAGAUCCGAUGUCCGUAGAGCGCGACAAUCUUCAAGAGGAUAUCACGGUACCGAGCUCGCAGUGGUCGGAGUGUGAAUCUGAGAUCACGUCGGAUACCGAGGACCCAGAGGGGCUUCACGCGCUCAUUCUAUCCCUCGGGUCUCCGCGGUCAAGGCAUCGUCUACUGACCCCUUCGACGCGACUUCGCAAGACGUCCAAAGACGGACUGAGUCCAUCGAGAAGGAAGCUGCUGGAGCGUACACGGGCAUUAUACAGUCCAACAGCCUUUCCGAGCGCGCAGCCGCAGCGCAUCAACCAAAGCACCAGAACCAGCAGCACGAAUACGAACGACGACAAAGACGCUGCUGCUGACAGUAGCAUGCAACUUGUCUUUGAUCAGCUAUCCCCUCUGAAUUCCGCCUCGCCGAGUCAACUCUCGCUCGGGGAGCCACCGCGGAUUGCUGAUUCAGCUGACGAAAGCAGCAAGCCAGCGACUGCGAAACGAUCGCUGUAUUCUUCGUUUGCUGCUGUAGCGCAGACUGAAUCCGCAGGUCCUAGCGAAGAACAGCAAGAGCAGCCUAAACGGCAAACUCUGAGGUUCCAGCGCAACAUGUCUUUCGCAAGCCGUCGCUCGUCGUCCGAGUCGACGACGAACGAAACUGCAGAGGCGGCGGAUCGGAAACUCGGCAAGGCGUGCGACAGUUUACUGAGCUCGUUGCCGCUUCCCCAGGACUCUUUAUUCUCCAUACAACAGCCGCAGGCAAAUAGCUGUAGCCUUGCGCCGUCAUUGGAUUAG